AUGGGGAGUUACCGUUGUUUCUGCAAUCAUGGAUACAUGCUGGACACUGAUGGAAAAUCCUGCAUCAAUGAACUGGACUGCACCUCUCUUCGCUGCCAGUUUGGUUGCCAGAUUGAGAGAGAAGGUGAAGUGGGCUGUUCGUGUCCUCCAGGGCUCCACUUGGCUUCAGAUAACAGAACGUGCAAAGACAUAAAUGAGUGUGACGGUCUCUCCCACACUUGCACAGAACGCCAGUCGUGCAGGAACACUUUUGGGAGUUUCAUUUGUGUCUGUAAGGAUGGAUAUAUCUUGGGAACACUUCAGGAUACAGUCACAUGUCGAGAUAAAGAUGAGUGUCUGACGGGCAACCAUCACUGCAGCCACCAAGCCAGCUGUGUGAACAUAGAAGGCUCAUACACUUGCCAGUGUGAGAAGGGCUACGCUGGAGAUGGCUUCAGAUGCUGGAAGAAGAGCAAUGGACUGUCAUGGGCUGCUAUGUACUUCCAGUAUAAACACUCCAAACUGACGAGGCCAGUAAAGAAACCACUUUAA
Messenger RNA from Rhinichthys klamathensis goyatoka, 531 nucleotides. RefSeq names its product nephronectin. The coding region runs from base 1 to 531 and encodes 176 amino acids. The record is from RefSeq and is a predicted model, not a curated record. The transcript is spliced from 4 exons. NCBI's taxonomy places the organism in Eukaryota, Metazoa, Chordata, Actinopteri, Cypriniformes, Leuciscidae. Gene Ontology annotation, molecular function: calcium ion binding.